AUGGCAAUGGCCCAAGAAGCAUCUGUCGAUUACGAAAUGUCCAUAAGGACUGUGCGCCUGGAGAAGGAAUAUGAGAAAACCUUGUCAGACUCUGCGCGUCUCCUGGAAGGCGAGAGAGAUCGUGUGCGACGCAUGGAGCACUUGUUUUUGGAAUUCGAAAAUGAAGCUCUCCGAUCACAGUUGGAUGAAGCAAAUGAACAUCUCCUCGGGUUCACAAACGCUGAUUCCGAGGCAUGUGUUCAACUCGAGGAAGCCUGUCAGGAAAUUGAUCGCUUGGAGCGUCACGCGCAAACUUCAAUGAGCGAGAUAGACCGACUCAGAGAAGAACUCGCCAGUCGAAAGAAUACUUCAACCAGCUACAACGCAGUCUUCGCCGAGAAGGUUCGCCUCUCCAAAGACCUCGCAGCCCUACAAACGGAGGUAGAGCGGCUCAAAGCGCAAAGCUCAUCCCGUCAGGCCAUGAUCGCCGAAAAACAUGAGAUGGAACGGCAACUGAAUUCUCUGGAGAUUCAACUUGAUAAAGAAAGGCAUGCCCACGAACGCACUCGGUCUAAUGGAUCACAGCAAACAGCGGGGAUGACCAAGCUAUCUGCACAAGUCGAUGAGUUACGAAACGAACUUUCUGGAGAAGUACGAGCAAAACAACAGCAAGAAUUGGAUAAACGGCAACAGAGUUCGGAGUUUGACAGCCAGCGCGCAGUGCUCGAAGGGAAGAUUGACUCGCUGAAACAGCAAUUACGAUGGACCAAGGACAAGCUACAGGAAGCUCAGAACGAGGUAUUGCAGCGACGCAAUAACAAAGUGGACAGAGGGGAUGAGUCCGAACCAGGUUCUCGGACUAUCCCGCUUCAGCGCCCUGGACCUAGUGGUCAUGGGGGUGUGACGAUUGCAACUCCAGGUGCCGUUCGAGUCCAAGAGAAGGUUAAAAAAGACUCGGCCUUACCUGGUGACAAAUCGGCAUUCUCCAUUACUCCCUUCUUGAACCGCACAGGUGCACCGGCAGAUUCCCCGUUGAGCUCCGUGGCAGAUGAAGAUGAUAUGCGUGAAGAUGCCGAUACCACGCUUGAUCCACUCGACAAAGGGACCCUAAUUGGUCAGCCCAAGCACAUUGGUUCUGCUUUGCGACGCCAAUUGUCUCCAACUCAAGAUCGCAACCCCAUCAGUAAACCAGUGAGAUCGAAGGCGCAUGAUGCCCCGGCAACAAAAAAUGGCUCCAAGAAGCCAGAGAGCCGCCUGGAUCGCCGCAAGCUGUCCGUUGAUACUGAUGAUGAACAGCUUAGUCAACCUGAGCAGAUCAAGCCAAAAAAACGUAAACUCGGUGGUCCACGAGACCGGAGUCUGAUGGAGGAAGAUAACGAUGAUGAUGAAGGAGAGCCUCGCCUGAACAAGAAAUUUGGGCGGAAACUUGCACUUGGGGCUGGACGUACUUCAAAACUAGGUGGCAUGCAGCAACCAAGCACGUCUAACGGCGAGCGACUGCAACGGGGUCUUGGAUUCGGGGCACCUAUGGGAUUCUCUCCAUUGAAGCGGGACCGCAGGCGACUCUGA
Molecule: messenger RNA, 1548 nt
Organism: Penicillium antarcticum
Lineage: Eukaryota; Fungi; Ascomycota; Eurotiomycetes; Eurotiales; Aspergillaceae
Exons: 3
Coding region: 1-1548 (515 amino acids)
Source: RefSeq, a predicted model, not a curated record